AUCACAGUUGCUUCGCUUCAUUGUCUGAAUUUAUCUCCCUAGUCAGAAGUCAAUAUGAUCAAAUGCAUGUUGAAUUUAGCACCAGAGUACCUCGUUGUUCGCAGACAUCACCAAUGCAGGCAAGCGAGUACAAAAGGGUUUAAACGCAUAUUUUGUAGUGGUACAGGUGUGCCGAUUUUCAUCCGUGCUGACAGACCUGUCAUGCUCAGAUUCUAUUUCACUCAGGUCCCAAAAUACAGCAAGUUUGGCUCGGACUCGAGUUCGCAAACUCAGGGCGGGCAUGGGGGACGCGAGUCCCUUGCAUCUUCGUCGAAGAAGCCCCCGUCUGCUGCGACGCCGGCUGCUGCGCGGAAGGCUAGUCCGGACGGAUCGCUGGCUUACACUGAAUACGACAAUUGGAAAGCGAUGAAGCAAUGCAUCGAAUACAUGCUGCAGAACGACUACUUGUCCAAGCUUCGCAUCUUGGUGUCGAUGUGUCUCUUGGUCGCUUCCAAAGUCGCCAACAUUCAGGUGCCAAUUUACUUCAAACACAUCGUGGAUUCGCUUUCUGUGACCGGCGAGCAGAUCGCGAUGGUCCCGCUGGCAACGAUCGUGUCCUAUGGCGUCGCCAGAUCCGUGGCCUCCAUAUUUCACGAAUUUCGAACCGUUAUUUUUAAUCCUGUCACCCAGAGUGCCACCAAAAAGCUCUCCUUGGACACCUUUAAGCACUUUCACAACAUGGACCUCAACUGGCAUUUGUCCAGGAAAAUCGGGAGCAUUUCGAAGCUGGUCGAGAGAGGAACGAGGGGGAUCCACCAAGUUUUGAACACGUUACUGUUUGUUUUCACGCCGACGUUUCUUGAGAUCAUGUUCGUAAUUGGGAUUCUGGGGUCCAAAUUCGGCGCCAUUCACGCGGCUUUCACGUUCUUCAUGGUCUCUAUCUACGCCAUCUACACUAUCCUCUUGACAAAGUGGCGGACUCAAUUUCGCAUUGAAUUGAACGCCCAUGACAGCGAGAUGAGCUCUCACGUCCUCGAUUCGUUGAUCAACUACGAGACUAUGAAGUAUUUCAACAGCGAGGCGUUCGAAGCGGAGAAGCACUCGAAAUUUUUAGAAAAAUAUAAUGAAGCGUUGAAAAAAACCAACAAUUCCUUGGCUCUUUUAAAUAGCGGGCAGAGCAUCAUCAUUUCUUGCGCUCUUGCAGGAGGAGUAUUGUUGGCAGCGCAAGGCAUCGCCAACGGAACAAUGACCAUAGGAGACAUGGUCUUGAUCAACGGACUUCUGCUCCAGUUGGCGUUCCCACUCAACUUUCUAGGCUCAGCCUACCGAGAAUUGAAACAGGCGCUCAUCGACAUGUCGAGUCUGUUCAACAUAUUGAACAAAGCCCCUGCCAUACAAAACAGGUCGGGGGCGAAAUCGCUCUUCUUGAAAAAAGGAGAAAUUGAAUUCAAAAAUGUCAGUUUUGAUUACGUGUCUGGUUCUCCUGUUUUGAGCGAUGCGAAUUUUACUAUUCGAGGGCAGAAGAAGGUGGCGAUUGUUGGGUCGAGUGGAAAUGGGAAGAGCACGAUUUUGAGGCUGAUUUACCGGUUUUACGACGUCAGCAAAGGGAGCGUUUUGAUUGAUGGCCAGGACGUUCGGGACGUUACCCUUUACUCCUUGAGGGAGGCGAUUGGCGUGGUUCCGCAAGACUUGGUGUUGUUCAAUAGCAGCAUUUUGCACAAUAUCACAUACGGCUGUCCGAGCGCCAGCAUGGAGCAGGUUUUGAAGGUGUCGAGACUGGCGAACGUGGAGAGCAUCAUCAAGAAGAUGGCGUUCGAAUACGACACGCCCGUGGGCGAGCGCGGGCUGCUGCUGUCGGGUGGCGAAAAACAAAGGAUUUGCUUGGCGAGAACUUUAUUGAAAAAUCCGAAAAUUUUAAUUCUCGACGAGGCGACGUCUUCUCUGGACACCGAGAACGAGGAGGCGAUUCAGGCUUCGAUCGAUCGACUAGUGGAGAAUGGGAAGACGGUUUUGGUGCUGUCGCACCGCCUGAAGACCGUGUGCAACUCGGACCACAUUUUGCUUUUGGAAAAUGGAAGAAUUGUAGAGCAGGGGAGCCACCGAGAGUUGAUGAGGGCGAGGGGGAGGUAUUUUUCGAUGGUUCAGAAGCAGAACAUUACAUACGUGGAGGAAGAUGAUCCGAUUAUUCAAAGAAAAGACUAGAAAAGAUUUUAAUACAAUUUUUUUUUUUGGCGGCGGAA
Schistocerca gregaria is the source of this 2219-nucleotide messenger RNA. RefSeq lists its product as uncharacterized. The record is from RefSeq and is a predicted model, not a curated record. The transcript has 3 exons. Bases 55 to 2181 code for a protein of 708 amino acids. Gene Ontology annotation, biological process: intracellular iron ion homeostasis; transmembrane transport. NCBI's taxonomy places the organism in Eukaryota, Metazoa, Arthropoda, Insecta, Orthoptera, Acrididae. Gene Ontology annotation, cellular component: mitochondrial inner membrane. Gene Ontology annotation, molecular function: ABC-type transporter activity; ATP hydrolysis activity; ATP binding.